AUGGAAGCAGACGUUGCGAGCUCCUCAGAGCCGAAGAACCUCGGCAAAGCCCCCGAGAAGGCCAGCAGCCAGCUGCCUUCUGCACAUGCAGACCGCGCCCUUCCUUGGGUGGAAAAGUAUCGCCCGGAGCGCCUUAGCGACGUCUUGGCCCACGACGACAUCAUCAGAACAAGAACAGGGAAAACAUCCACCAUUCUGGCGGUCGCGAAGGAAUUCUACGGCAGCGCCGUUCGCACGCAUGUGCUCGAGUUGAACGCGUCUGACGAUCGCGGCAUCAACACAGUGCGGGAGCAAAUCAAAACCUUUGCGGAAACUUCCUCCACGUCUUUCCAACAGAAUCGGCUUAUAUUCGGCAAAUCGGCGGUGCCGGCGACUGAGGCGGCAGAGGCGACCUCCUCCCAUGGCCAAGAGAAGAAGGGCCAGGGAGGGCCUUCUUUGAAAUUGAUUAUUCUCGACGAGGCGGACCAGAUGACAAACGCGGCGCAGAACGCUCUUCGACGAAUCAUGGAGGCCUACGCGCGUAACGUCCGCUUUUGCUUGAUUUGCAACUUCGUCAACAAAAUUACUCCCGCCAUUCAGUCGAGAUGCACCGGGUUUCGCUUCACACCUGUCUCCUCUGCAUCCCUAAAAACAAAAGCCGCACAGAUUGUCCAGGACGAAAAAAUGAAGCUGAGCGACGACGGCUUGGAUGCGCUGGUCAAAAUCGCUCGUGGAGACAUGCGUCGCCUCCUCAACUGCAUGCAGGCUUCACACCUGGCGCACCCGGGGGAGGAAGUCAACGCAGACAUUGUGCACCGAACUCUGGGUCUGCCUCCGCCCUCAGAGGUCACGACGAUGUUUGAGCGUCUCCUCGUUGCGGACUUCUUUGCAUGCUGCAAAGAGUUGGACGAACUCGUUACUGCAAAAGGCUACGCGAUGCGGGACUGGGUCAUCGCGUUUCACGAGAGAAUCCUCCUCGUCGACUGGCCUGCCAACGUUUUGAUCACCUUUGUCAGCCGGCUCGCCGACCUCGAAUGCAUGCAGUCGUCGCCGCCUUCUUCGAAGCUCGCGCCGGCCUCCAGGCAGCCGCUGCUGCGACGCCUCCAAUUCCUUCGCAGUGAAAGACGCAAUCUCGACUAG
Molecule: messenger RNA, 1119 nt
Organism: Toxoplasma gondii ME49
Lineage: Eukaryota; Apicomplexa; Conoidasida; Eucoccidiorida; Sarcocystidae
Product: replication factor C, subunit 5, putative
Exons: 14
Coding region: 1-1119 (372 amino acids)
Biological process (GO): DNA-templated DNA replication; DNA repair
Cellular component (GO): nucleus; DNA replication factor C complex
Molecular function (GO): DNA binding; DNA clamp loader activity
Source: RefSeq, a predicted model, not a curated record